Molecule: messenger RNA, 2040 nt
Organism: Pseudozyma flocculosa PF-1
Lineage: Eukaryota; Fungi; Basidiomycota; Ustilaginomycetes; Ustilaginales; Ustilaginaceae
Exons: 1
Coding region: 1-2040 (679 amino acids)
Biological process (GO): protein histidyl modification to diphthamide
Molecular function (GO): 2-(3-amino-3-carboxypropyl)histidine synthase activity
Source: RefSeq, a predicted model, not a curated record
AUGGCCGCAUUCUCCACCACCGAUGCCGCCAUCAUCACCCACGAGGUAGAGCUCGACGCGGCAGCCCAGUCGGCCACCGCGGCCGCAUCCGGCCGCUCCAUCUACCACGUCUACGACAUCCUCUCGACCGCCACCAAGAUCGUCAAGGGCAGGUUCCGCCAUGUGGCCCUUCAGUUUCCAGACGAGGCUCUCAUCGAUUCCGUACCCGUCUACUGGGCUCUGAAGCGCGAGACCCGUGCCCUCUACCGCUCCUCUAACCCGGACAUCGAAGAGCAGGACGCAGCCGAGUGGGAAAAGAAGCUGCCCAGCUUCUACGUCCUCGCCGAUACGAGCUACGGCAGCUGCUGCGUUGACGAGGUCGCCGCUCAGCAUGUCAAUGCCGACCUCGUCGUGCACUACGGCCACGCCUGCCUCAGCCCGACCGCACGCCUGCCCGUCAUCUACGUCUUCCCCAAGCAGCCCAUCGACGUCGACCACGCCGCCUCGUCCCUCGCAGACGCGUCCCUCGCCGACCUCUUCCAUGGCAUCAGCGACCCAGCAGCACCAGCUGGAUCCUCUUCGACCGCCUCCGCGUCAACACCCUCCGCGCUCGUGCUCUCCUACGACGUUGCCUGGGCCCAUGCGGCUGACGAAACCUUCCGGCGCCUCGAGGAAUGCCUGAGGCAAAGGGGCAUCAAGGUGCCUCUCAUCAGGACCGAGAUCGACACCCGGCGCAACUACGAGGAAAAGCUGGCUUCCGGUCUAUCCAGAGAUGUUGGCGCGCUGUCAAUGCAGGAUCGUGACCAGGCCGACGGUCCCUGCCGUCAGACCUCAUCGACAUCUAGCUGCUGCCGAGCAUCGCCGAGAGAGGCCUCAUCGUCAUCGACGGCAGUACCACCGUCAUCAUCGGCAUGCUGCGGUGGCGGCUGCACUUCAGCUUCCGCUUCGUCAUCCGUGCCGCCGCCGCGGCCCUCGCCGUCGCAGCCACCAAGCCAAGAGAAACGCUCCGAGUCGCCGCUCGGACCGUCCAAGUCGCUCCACCUCCCCGACGGCGUCGCGCUGUCGGACUGCGCCUUCCUCUACCUGGGUCCCGAGUCUCUGUCGCUCACCAACCUCCUGCUGCUGCUGGGACCGACGACACCUUUCCUCUCGUACAACCCUCACACGCGGUCGACACGGCUCGAGACGGGCUCGACGAACCGGCUGCUGAUGAAGCGGUACACGCACGUGCUCAAGGCGCGCGACGCCGCCGUCGUCGGCCUGCUGGUGGGCACGCUCGGCGUGCACGCCUACCUGCCGCUGCUUUCGCGGCUGCGCUCCAAGCUGACGGCCAAGGGCAGCGGACGCAAGGUGUACACAAUCAGCGUGGGCAAGCUCAACCCGGCCAAGCUGGCCAACUUCCAAGAGGUUGACCUGUUCGUCCUCAUCGCGUGUCCCGAAAACAGCCUGGUCGACUCAAAGGACUUUUUCCGGCCCAUCGUCACGCCCUUUGAGAUGGAGCUCGCCCUCCAGGCGGGCAAUGGCGACGAUGUGCGGUGGACGGGAGAGUAUGUUCUUGAACUCGGGCAGCUCCUGGGGCGUGGCGGUGGAGAUGCUCGAGGGGACGACGAGGAGCACGAGGACGGAGAGGGCGCAAGGCAACCGCCGUCGAGCGCCGACGGUGCAGAUGCAGGCCGGCAGGACGACGAGGAGGACGAGGACGAGGACCGGCCCCACUUUUCCCUCAUCACGGGCUCCUACGUCUCGCGCACGCGCUACGGUGGCACGGGCACCACUCCAAGCGACGACGACGCAGCAGCGACUUCGACUUCUCGAGCGUUGCUCCCGGCGUCCUCGACAAACGGCGGCGGGGCGGAGAGCCACACGGUGGCGCUGCGCAACGCCGACGGGACGAUGACGACGAUCCUGCAGUCGGCGAGCACGGCGCACCUCGAGAAGCGUGGGUGGAAGGGCCUCGAGCAGCGGCUCGGGCUCGAUGCGCCCAGCAGGUUGGAAGAGGGCCGAGAGGGUAUCGCAAGGGGCUACAGGGAGUCUGACGGUACGGCCGAGGGGACGACGUGA